AUGGCAUCAAGGCCCGACAUUGACGAUGAAGACCUCACUUUCCACUGCUGCGCGCCGCUCCGGGCCUCGGAGCUGCUGAAGCCCGUCGAGGUCGGCGACAUCGGCGGCCCCGGCCACGCCGGCAAACCGACGUUCCUCGCCUGGCCCAUCUUCGGCCCCCUCCUCUUCCAGAACGAGACCAGCGACGCGCGGGACCACUGCGCGAACGAGAGGACCUUCCUCUCCUACCUCCGCCUCUCCGUCUACAUGUCCAUCGUCGCCGUCGCCAUCGUCCUAUCUUUCCACCUGAAAUCCGAGCCCAGCCCGCUCGAGCUGCGCAUGGCCAAGCCCCUGGGCAUCAUCUUCUGGGUCCUCUCCGUCGCCUGCCUGUGCCUCGGCAUCGGCAACUACACCAAAACCGUCAACAAGUAUAGUCGGAAAACCGCCAUCGUGCAGACGGGGUGGCGGACGCAGCUCGUCCUUGCCAUCGUGGCCCUCAGCAUCGUGGGGACCUGCGUCGUGUUGCUCGGAGCUCACCCGUCAGACGACGUAGCCUAUGCGGCGGACCACGUCUUGUGA
Messenger RNA from Colletotrichum navitas, 558 nucleotides. RefSeq lists its product as uncharacterized. Lineage: Eukaryota; Fungi; Ascomycota; Sordariomycetes; Glomerellales; Glomerellaceae. The transcript is spliced from 6 exons. Bases 1 to 558 code for a protein of 185 amino acids. The record is from RefSeq and is a predicted model, not a curated record.